Molecule: messenger RNA, 1277 nt
Organism: Leopardus geoffroyi (Geoffroy's cat)
Lineage: Eukaryota; Metazoa; Chordata; Mammalia; Carnivora; Felidae
Gene: YDJC
Product: YdjC chitooligosaccharide deacetylase homolog
Exons: 5
Coding region: 1-957 (318 amino acids)
Biological process (GO): carbohydrate metabolic process
Molecular function (GO): deacetylase activity
Source: RefSeq, a predicted model, not a curated record
AUGGCUGGACCGCGCGUGCGCCUCGUGGUCACCGCAGACGACUUUGGUUACUGCCCGCGGCGCGAUGAGGGCAUCGUAGAGGCCUUCCUGGCGGGGGCUGUGACCAGCGUGUCCCUGCUGGUCAACGGCGCAGCUGCGGAGAGCGCGGCGGAUCUGGCCCGCAGGCACAAAAUCCCCACGGGCCUUCACGCCAACCUGUCCGAGGGCCGCCCCGUGGGCCCGGCCCGCCUAGGCGACUCGUCGCUGCUCAGCCCCGAAGGCUUCUUCCUCGGCAAGAUGGGAUUCCGGGAGGCGGUGGCGACCGGAGGCGUAGCUUUGCCCCAGGUGCGGGAAGAGCUGGAGGCCCAGCUGAUACGCUUCCGAGAAUUACUGGGCGGGGAUCCCACUCACGUGGACGGGCACCAGCACGUGCACGUGCUCCCAGGCGUGUGCCAGGUGUUCGCAGAGGUGCUGCAGGCCAAUGGGGUGCGCUUCACAAGGCUGCCGGUGGAACGUGGGGUGGGCGACCGCGCGUGGCUCGAGGCCCCCGCGCGUGCCUUCGCCUGCUCGGUGGAGCGCGACGCCCUGGCCGCCGUGGCCCCCUUCUCCCGCUACGGCCUAUGGUGGACGGAUGCCUUCGUGGGCCUGAGCACCUGCGGCCGGCACAUGUCUGUUCAUCGCGUAUCAGGAGCACUAGCACGGGCCCUGGAAGGCAUACCCACGGGCCAUACCCUGACAGCUGAGCUGAUGGCACACCCUGGCUACCCCAGUGUGCCUCCUGCCGGCGGCUGUGGUAAGGGUCCCGAUGCCUUUUCCUGCUCAUGGGAGCGGCUGCAUGAGCUGCGUGUCCUCACCGCACCCACACUGCGGGCCCAGCUUGCACAGGACGGAGUACAGCUCUGCGCUCUCCACGACCUAGAUUCCAAGAGGCCUGGGGAAGCCACUCUGAAAACCUUCCUGGAGCGUUCCCGGCCAUGACCCUGAUAGCCAGCCAAACAUAAACACCCAUUAGUACACAAAAAGGGGGCCAGUGUCAAGCCCUGGGACAUCCUGGAACCAGGCUGAGAGCCGGGGUCCAGUAACAUACUUCCCCGGGCAGGACCCUGUCACAUCUGUGUCCAGGUCCUCAUGGCUCAGAAUGGUGGCCAGAGCUUUGGCAACCCAUCUUGGCUACAGAUGACAUCUGGGCCUGGGGCCUGCCAAGCAUUUGGUGCCCUUCAAGUUGUCAUGUAAGUUAGCAUCUUCCUUGUCCAGAUGUAGUAGAGAUCGCUGUAUUAAUAAAAUAUUUGUCUUGUAAA